UGUACCUUACAAUAACAGCUGUGCUUAUGACUUGGCACUUCUCAUCAUCAACAUUCAUUUUCAUAUUAACCUAAUCUCCUCUGCAACUUUCUUUUUUGUUUUGAAGGCAAAGAGCUGUGAGAGAAACAAUGGGCAGGGGCAAGAUUGAGAUAAAGAAAAUUGAAAAUACAACAAACAGGCAGGUAACAUUCUCCAAGAGAAGAUCAGGGCUCUUCAAGAAAGCAAAGGAGAUUUCAAUUUUAUGUGCAGCAGAUGUUGCUGUUAUAGUCUUCAAUAGCACUGGAAGGUUCUUUGAUUUUGCAAGCUCAAGCAUGAAAACAAUUUUGGAGAGAUACAAGAAUGCCUCUGGAGGACGAGCUUGGAACAAUGAAUAUGAGCAAAUGUUGUCUCAACUUAGAAAUCUGAAGAAAGAAAAUGAGGAGCUUCAAAAAGAAAUGAGUUGUGUGACUGGUGAAGAUGUGGAGACAUUGGCACCAAGUCAACUGGGCUAUCUUGAUGAAGCUCUUGUGCUUGCAGCAAAGAAAGUUAGAGAAAGAAAGACAGAGGUCUUAAAAUAUGAACGACGAAAGACAGAAAGCAAGGUGAUCGGAUUGCAGCAGAAGAGCACUAUUCUCAGGGAAUGGCUUGCAAAUGCGGAAAACCAUGAGGAAUUUGGCUUUACUGUUAGUGAUUCGGAGGGGCAAACAACUCCUCCACCUGCAUUUCGUGUGCAGCCAAGUCAGCCGAACCUGCAAGGCAGUGGACAUUAAAACCCUAGCGAUUAGGGUUUCUUCUCCACUACGUGUUACUCCAUAGAUUUGUAAGUUAUUUACCUGCAUGUACGAUGAUGUUGCUCCAUGGACAAGAACAUAUAUUUUUAUACCAUAAAUAGAUUGCCAGAAAAAGCCUGUGAAAAAACCCUAAAAUCAACCAUGCAUAGGUUACUCUUCCAAGACAUUUAACUGUUAGAUGCUGAACUGUAAGAUUUGUAUCUGUAUAUUUCUAUAUCAUAACAAAUAACUUGCUUGCUGGUUACAAACAUGAAAUUUGGCUUAAGAAGAAAAAGAAAGCCAUUAACUUCA
Molecule: messenger RNA, 1061 nt
Organism: Cryptomeria japonica (Japanese cedar)
Lineage: Eukaryota; Viridiplantae; Streptophyta; Pinopsida; Cupressales; Cupressaceae
Product: MADS-box transcription factor 23
Exons: 7
Coding region: 129-749 (206 amino acids)
Biological process (GO): positive regulation of transcription by RNA polymerase II
Cellular component (GO): nucleus
Molecular function (GO): DNA-binding transcription factor activity, RNA polymerase II-specific; protein dimerization activity; RNA polymerase II cis-regulatory region sequence-specific DNA binding
Source: RefSeq, a predicted model, not a curated record